Messenger RNA from Cooperia oncophora, 761 nucleotides. NCBI's taxonomy places the organism in Eukaryota, Metazoa, Nematoda, Chromadorea, Rhabditida, Trichostrongylidae. The record is from the annotation of a GenBank genome assembly.
AUGGAGAAUUCCACGCGCCAAAAAGGCGACAAUUCCACCGAAGAGGUUGUUGUGGCCAGCCCAGUGAAACGUAAGGAACUUGUCGAAAUAGGCACGAAAGUCAAGAAAAUCAUUUUUAAUGGCACACUGGAGAAGGUCUCAUUCGUGCUCGAUGGAUCUCUCGAGACUGGAAGUACUGUCAUUCUUCAGAUGCCCUUCAGCGGUCGGAUUUCUGACAAUCUCACUGGUCUUUUCUUCACCAGUUACAUGAGAAGCGAUGGCCAGAGCAGGUUCGUAGCACUCACGGAUGUCCAGCCAGGAUCAGCUCGUGAACUAUUCCCAUGCUUCGACGAGCCUCGUUUCAAAGCCCCUCUAUCGUUGACUGUUCUCCAUCCAAAAGGUACCGUAGCAAGAGCGAAUGAGAUGGAAUCUAGUGAUGCACAGAUGACAUACGAUCCAUUGUGGCUGAGAACAUCUUUUGAUGUUACGCGGUCGUUGCCCACAUCGUUGACAGGACUAACUCUGACCGACUUCGAGAAAGCAGAAAGGACUACUGACACUGGAACAAAGAUCAGAGUGUACUCACGCCCAGAAGCCAUCAACUCAACGGAAUUCGCGUUGGAAACUUCAGAGAAGGUGUUCGAAUUCUUUCAGAGCUACCUUGCCGUUCCUCCCAGAUGCACAAAAUUAGAUUUGUUUGCUCUUCCUCAUUUGGAGAAGACAGCGAUGAGUGGUGAUGGAUUGAUUCUGGUUCGGGAAGACGGUCUCCUUUACGAAUCCCA